UUAGAAGCAAAUUUAUUCAUUCGAAAAUACCGUCUGUAAUAAAGGGUAACAAACAUUUUUUAUCUUGAUAUGAAUAUUGCUUAAGAUGUUGAUACAUGAAACAGUGGGUUUUUUAUAGUGUUAAAUCAUUGACUAUAACAAUUGCAUAUCAAUUGGAUUUAGUGACAGGCUAAUAGAAAAGCGUUACAGUGACGGCGGGGAUAUACAGGGUGGAUUAAUUAACAUAUAUUUAAUAAAAACCAUUAAGGUGAACUUAUAGUGACGGUGGGGACAUACAGGGGGAGUUUUUAGUGCGACAAGACCUGAAAAUCGCAUAUCAAUUGGAUUAAGUGUCAAAUAUAAGAAAAAGCGUUAAGUGACAGUAAUAUUUAUUCGCAAAAACCGGCAACAGCUUUGUUAUGAUAGGACUACCAUCCACAUUGUAAUGCAACGACAGUAACCAGUAAAACGUAUUCAGUUGCAGAUUAAAAGCUUACAGUGAUUUACGAGUAGUUUCGUGUUUUUAUUUCUUUUGUUGUUGAUUAUGUAAGGAAAAAAUACUUCCAUUUGGAUGGAUUGAAUCAUAUGAAUAAUGUUAAUUGGGAUGUUCUUGUUUCACCGUCAACAUGGAAAGGAUUUUUAAAAUCAAGACGAAAACUAAUAGAGUACUACAAUCACAAUAUCCUUCAGAAAGAAGAUAUUCCGCUUCGAUUGUGAUAGGACUUAGUGUGGUGUUUUUGCAAUUAUGUUUUUACUCUAUAUUGAUGGGGGUUUUGAUUGUACAAAAAUUAACAGUACAAUCUUCUACGAACAAUUCUUUUAACCAAAACGAGACUGAGAUUUCAAUCUUUUCUUCAACGAACAAUAGUGAUAUAGAAAAUUUUGAUUCCGUUACCAAUAAAACAUACAAAAACGAAAUUGAUUCGUAUAGGAAAAUGGAUUCAAAUACAAUUCUACAAAAUUCCCAAACUUAUGUUGACCUACCAACUUUGAUGUGUUCGGGGUGUUUUUUAAUGGCUGCAGGGUUCGCUUUAUGUUUCAUUACUGGUACAAUAGCUUGGAAACGAUGGUACAUUGAUAGAAAUAUUACUUUCUUUUUUGUAGCUUCUACGUUUUCUACAAUAACUGCUUUAAUUGGAUUACUAUUUUCCUUACUAACUUGUUUGAAUUUAAAUUUCAAUUAUGACACUUACAUUUACGAAGCAGCCACGAUUUCCCCUAUAACUUUCAGUUUAACUAUGAAUAUUAUAAUAUUGUCUUUGAUUGGAUUAAUGUGGUCAAUAUUAUCUGCUAAAGUGGCUUAUGUCGGAAUGAGGUCUUCGUAUCCGGAUGAUAUGAUUAUAAGUAAAGGAAGACAUGUGGAAGUUUCAACUGUGAAAAAAGGAAACGGUAAAUGCACGUUUCCUUCGGAUAUUCUAGAUCAUUUUCCUUCAGGAGAGAAGCUUGCGAGAUAUUUACCAAAAAAAGAUAGUGGAGAUUUACCGAAGGCUGAAAGUAGUUUAGAAUAUCGACAGAGAGUUGAUAGAUUUUUAUCAGAGGUGCCAGAAGUUGGUAGUGAAAAAUCGUGUACAUAAAAUUAUUUUUAAGAAUUUGAAGUAAAAUUAUGUUGUUUAUGGCGAAUCUCCAGUAUUUCGAAAAUAACUUGUAUAGUUUUUUUGAAAUUUUAUUAAAAA
Molecule: messenger RNA, 1652 nt
Organism: Diorhabda sublineata
Lineage: Eukaryota; Metazoa; Arthropoda; Insecta; Coleoptera; Chrysomelidae
Exons: 3
Coding region: 606-1553 (315 amino acids)
Source: RefSeq, a predicted model, not a curated record